ACUCUAAAUCAAUUCCCUUCACGCCUUUUCUUCCUUCGUUUAUUCAGGAAUUACGGCGGAAGCGUGCGAAUGGGAUCCUCCUCUCAAUACGUGUCAACCGCCUAGCUGUCCCCUCCCUCUUUUUAUGCAUCCCCUUCUGCGCUCUCUUCAUCGCUUCCCCUGCCGGACGUGUGUUCUCAGAAUGGAGGCUGCCGCCCAAUCGAAAAUCGAACGCGAUGACCUCAGCCGAAUCGGCUCCGUCCUCGACUCAACCUCUUCCAGCUCCGCUCUCUCGGCUGCGUUCAGAGGCUCCAGAUCUCCUGCCAGAAACUUCUCCGGCGAUAUUCCGGCGGCUGCGGAGAGGCUCAAGUGCGUGCGGAGGAGCAACAAGAGCGUGACCUGGGGGUUCGCUUCCGUGAUUGGGAGGCGGAGAGAGAUGGAGGACACCGUCGCCGUCGUCCCGGGCUUCCUGACCUGCACAUGCGAUCAGGUCGGAGGCUGUGUCGCCCCUGGCUCGCGGAGCUCCGGCGAGAUCUUACCGGUAAAUUUCUUCGGCGUCUACGACGGCCACGGCGGAUCUCAGGUGGCCAAAUUUUGUGCGGAGCGUUUGCAUGAAGUGGUGGACGAGGAGUGGGAAAGAGAAACAAUACUUGACGGAUCCAAAUGGCGCCAGAGGUGGGAAGCAGCAUUCAUUAGUAGCUUCGAAAGGGUUGACAAUGAGGUGGUGACAGAGGAUGUGGCACCAGAAAUGGUGGGCUCAACUGCCGUUGUGGUGGUUCUGUCAGGUUGCCAGAUCAUCGCAUCCAACUGCGGCGACUCAAGGGCCGUGCUUUGCCGAAGGACUCAAACAAUUCCCUUGACCAUUGAUCAAAAGCCUGAUAGAGAAGACGAACUCAAGAGAAUUGAAGACGGGGGAGGGAAAGUUAUUAGCUGGUUUGGUGCCAGGGUUUAUGGAGUUCUUGCCAUGUCCAGAGCUAUAGGUGAUAGAUACCUGCGGCCAUGGAUAAUUCCUGUUCCUGAAACAACCUUCACGACUAGGAGCGAUGAUGACGAGUGUCUGAUAUUGGCAAGUGAUGGCCUCUGGGAGGUGAUGACAAACGAUGAAGUCGGAGAGAUGGCUUGCCGGCUGUUGAGGAGACGACGCAGAUCCAAGGCGGAUGAUGGCGAGAUUCUGGCGGCACAGGCCGUCGCCGACAAUCUUGCCGAAAUAGCUUUGGCAAGAAACAGCUCCGACAACAUUUCUGUCAUUGUUGUUGAUCUGAAAUCGAAGAGAAAGUGUCCGGAAAGGCGAUAGAAAAGGGAUAAUAUUUAUUCUCA
Diospyros lotus (date-plum) is the source of this 1296-nucleotide messenger RNA. Its product is annotated as probable protein phosphatase 2C 6. NCBI's taxonomy places the organism in Eukaryota, Viridiplantae, Streptophyta, Magnoliopsida, Ericales, Ebenaceae. Gene Ontology annotation, biological process: protein dephosphorylation. Gene Ontology annotation, molecular function: protein serine/threonine phosphatase activity; cation binding. The transcript is spliced from 4 exons. The record is from RefSeq and is a predicted model, not a curated record. Bases 125 to 1273 code for a protein of 382 amino acids.